AUGGAGUGCCCCGGAACAGCAAAAGAGCUUUCGCAAGCACCGAAGAACGUUACCGAAACCCGAUUGCGCCUCAACAACGUGGACAUUCAGUUGAUUCUUCUCGUUGCACUGGGAUGCCUUGGCGUGCGGGAUAGGCCACGCACCAGCUCUACCUCUCGCCGGAACCGCCUUUUGAAGCUGAGCGCCGUUUACAUACAUUCGGAUGAGACGUUGCUUGUGGCCGUGCACGAGGCGCGGCUGCAGUAUGCGCUUGCUUUUCUACGUGAUGCUCUGCUCUUGCUCGUGCCACGACCCGCCUUUACUCAUGCGCUCGUGCUCGGUGGCCAGGACCCCACGCACUAUCAACUCCAGUCGCGCGUGCUGGAAGGCACCUAUGCACCGGCAUGGGAGGAAAGCUUUGCCUUGGCCCGAUAUGUAGCCGAUAAUGAGUAUUAUCCAGCGACCAUCGCCUCCGUCAGCAUUGAUACGGAAAGUGUGACUGUCAUUUUCAAGGGCUACGAGGAUGAAGGCGAAAUGGAAGUAGCCUGGGCUGAUGUACAAGGCGUGACGUCACGAACAUCCCGUCCGCCCAGCUCGAGCUCUCCACUGGACAUGGAGCUCACUUCGUCAACCGGCAGCUUUGCGCUCCCCACUGCUGCCGUCCAAGAACUAGAACUGGAGUACCAAGACCGCCGCGAACCGUUGAUGACGCGCAUGCUGGAAGAACAGACAGAAUACGUGCGCCGCUUGCGCCAUCUCACCAAAAGUUUUACGGAACCCUUGCUUUUGGACAUGACGUCCGAAGAGCAUGGCCUGGUCUUUAGCAACAUUGAAGUGCUAUUUGCCAGUGCUGUCGAUUAUCUUAAAGCCAUCAAUAUGUCCAUCGAACACGAGAGUGCUGUCGGUUUGAGCCUUUUGACGCUGCUGGACAACGCUUCCAAUGACUACCUCGUAUAUGCCACCACCUUACCUCAGGCCGAAGCCAAGGUGCAAGACUUGCUGAGUGGCAAGUCAGACUUUGCAGCAUUUGUGCACGACCGACAGCGCACCCAUCCCGAUGAGCCCACACUGCUGGAGCUUCUUCGCAUACCCCUGGAGCACGUGUCCCAGCUACAAACUCUUAUCAACUCACUGCUACAAAUUGCCACCGAAUCGGAUGAAGACUUUUUCGCUUUGCAACAAUUUCAGGACAAGCUCAACUCUGUUCGGCGCGCAAUGAUAUCGGCUCGGCGAGAGUCUGCGGAUCAGCUGGCCAUGCACCGCAUUGGUACAAUUCUACAGCUUGAUCCCAGCUUUUUAAAGUUACAACAUGCUGGCCGCAAAUUCCUACGCCAACUGUUUCUCUUCAACGACGUCGUCAUCGUGACGCAGCCAACAUCAAACAAGGCGCAGCGCUAUGUCCCAACGCCGGAGGUGCCGGUUUUAUCGCGGGACAAGCUUCGGAUUGACUUUGAUGAGAAUGUGCCACAUAUUUACGUCACCCACGAAGCGACUUCACUGCUUCUCAAAGCCGAGACGCUCGAGGAGAAGGAGCGCCUGGCUCGCUUGCUGGAUCGCAUACCCACGGCUGCAGGUAGCAGCCCCAAUCGUGUGGUUAAUCAUGAGGCCUUGCAGCCCAUCGAGCCUCGGCCUCGCAUGUUACAGAUUGAUGGCUCGGGCGGUGACUUUGGAUUCAGCCUUCGUUCUGACAACCCGGGUUAUGUCGGUGAAGUUCAGCCAGAUGGGCCCGCAGCGCGAGCGGGGCUCACCAGUAGCGACUGCGUUGUCAGCAUUCACAGCUUGAAGAUUGAUAGUCUCUCUCACGACGUACGAUCGACGCCUCCUUUUUUGUGCUGCAUGCAGCCCUUUGACCCUGAGGGCCUGAUGGAAUUGGUGGCGCUCAGCCGCAACGUGAAUCUUCGUUUGAUUGUCUGCAAGGCGCUCUACACUUGUCAACUCUUGCGUGCGGAUCACAACAACUUUGGCGUAUCCCUCCGUGGUUGUAACCCGGUCUACGUCUGCGGGGUACAACCGGGUGGACCGGCUGAAAAGGCAGGCUUGCGGCUUGGCGAUCGGUUGUGGAGCGUGGAAGGGAUGGAUAUUCGCAACUCAGAUGUGGCAGGCGUCGAGCGCGCAUUGCAAAAGUGUGGCAGCCAUGCGGCUAUUGUGGUGGAACCAACCCUCCGCACGCUUGUCGUGCACAACUCGUCACGCGGCUAUGGCUUUUCGCUUUGGCAGCCAUCCCCACGCAGCCUGGUGAGCAUCAAAUCCAUCCACCGAGACGGGAGUGCACGACACGCUGGCCUACGCGUCGGUGAUCAAAUCUGGUCCAUCAAUGGAACCAACGUGCGACAAGAGCCUCUGGCCAAGCUCGAGGCACUGAUGGGCAAGCAGUCUCACAGCUUGGAGCUAGUGGUGAUCUCCACGCUUAAAACAGUGGAAUUGCGUCGACCUGUUGCUUCAACAUCCUAUGGUUUUGCCCUGGCGGGCGAGAAGCCAGUGCGUGUAUCUGAGAUAGAUGCCAAAGGCCUGGCAGACCAGUGCGGCAUUGUCAAGGGCGCAGCUAUCUGGCUGGUGAACAACAACAAUGCACUCGAUCUGACACACGAUCAAGUUGUACAGUGCAUGCGUCAGCGUAGCGAAUACGUGCGCUUGGGGAUACCCCUUUAA
Molecule: messenger RNA, 2628 nt
Organism: Monosiga brevicollis MX1
Lineage: Eukaryota; Choanoflagellata; Craspedida; Salpingoecidae
Exons: 10
Coding region: 1-2628 (875 amino acids)
Biological process (GO): protein localization to plasma membrane
Cellular component (GO): apical plasma membrane
Molecular function (GO): guanyl-nucleotide exchange factor activity; protein binding; protein-membrane adaptor activity
Source: RefSeq, a predicted model, not a curated record